UCCCUUAUUAGGUAAUGUAGUACUAUACUACUAGCAUCGUACGAUCCCAUACAGCUACAGCCUACACUCAUUUAAUUGCUUCACCCAAACACACUUAUCCAAAACCUAUCACUGCCUAGAGAUCUCCCAGAGUUUCAAGUUUCAACCCACACCCAUGGAUGGGCACAUGCAGGGCAUGGGGGGGAUGCAACCAGCGGCGCCUUCAUCAUCAUCAUCAUCAUCUAACAGCAGCAUGAGCAUGGGCAUGGGCAUGGGCAUGAUGAUGCAUGAUAAGAUGAUGAUGCACAUGACGUUCUUCUGGGGGAAAGACACGGAGAUUCUGUUCCACAAGUGGCCCGGGGGCAGAACCGGCAUGUACGCGGUGGCCCUCGUCUUUGUCUUCGUGAUGGCGCUUCUGGUCGAGUUGAUCUCCUCAACCCGGUUCAUCAAACCCGGUUCAAACCACGUGCUCGCCGGUCUCUUUAAAACGGUCUUGCACGUCCUCAGAGUGGGCCUCGCUUAUUUGGUCAUGCUGGCGCUCAUGUCCUUCAACGGCGGUGUCUUCCUGGCCGCCCUCCUGGGCCACGCCUUGGGCUUUUUUCUCUCUGCCGUCGCUUUUAACAAACCCACCCAAGAUUUGGGCUUUGAUCUUCCCCCACUUUCUUGUUAAUUAUUUUCGCCCUUUUUUAAUUACUAGUGACAGUUGCGUCAUAUUUUAUAUUCGAUGUCAAAUUGGGUUAAAUUCUAGACGAUUUGUGGUUAGUAAUGUUGGCUUUGCGCCAAAUUAGGAGGAAUCUGGAAUAGUUGUUUGUUCCGGGAAUGGACGAUGAAGACAAAUAUAUAUCUUUGGAUUUGCGCUGGGAUGAAUUUGAAUUCCCUUUUUCUAUGUGUUUCAACCAUGCUAGUUAUUCUAAA
Molecule: messenger RNA, 894 nt
Organism: Cajanus cajan (pigeon pea)
Lineage: Eukaryota; Viridiplantae; Streptophyta; Magnoliopsida; Fabales; Fabaceae
Product: copper transporter 6
Biological process (GO): copper ion transmembrane transport
Cellular component (GO): plasma membrane
Molecular function (GO): copper ion transmembrane transporter activity
Source: RefSeq, a predicted model, not a curated record